AUGGUCCCUCCCACUCACAACCGGGACCCCAGGGCCAGCGAACUGGUGCCCCUCUACGCUCCUCAUAUCGCCGGCAGAACCAUCCUCGUCACGGGAGUCUCGCCUGGCGGCCUUGGUGACUCUUUUGUCAAGCAGGUCGCAGUCGCCGAGCCGGCCAUGUUCAUCCUCGCCGGCCGCUCACCUGAGAGGUUCCGGGAGUUAGUCGCGGACCUCGCCACCGCACACCCCGAGAUCAAGGUCAAGUCAUUGGCCCUCGACCUCGCGUCCUUUGCCAACGUCCGCGCCGCUGCCGAGACGGUCAAGUCCUGGGCCGAUGUGCCGCACAUCGACGUCCUCGUUAACAACGCAGGCAUCAUGGCCGUGCCCUACAAGCUCACCGAGGACGGCUUCGAGAGCCAGUUCCAAACGAACCACCUCGGCCACUUUCUCUUCACGAACCUCAUCAUGUCCAAGAUCCUAGCAUCGGCGUCGCCACGCAUUGUCAACGUCAGCAGCACGGGCCACAGGCUGCACCACAUACGCUGGACGGACUACAACUUCAACAAGGGGGAGCACUACAACAGAUGGAUGGCGUACGGACAAUCGAAGACGGCCAACAGCCUGUUCUCGAUCGCGCUCGCCGAGAGACUGGGCUCCGCUGCCGGCGGCCUGACGGCCCUUAGCCUGUGCCCGGGAUACGUCGUCACGAACCUCGCCGCGCACGGGGCGGACGAUUUCUCCGGAUUCCUGGAGGACCUACGCAAGGCACACGUGCUGGCCGGGUCGAAGUGGAUGUGGGGGAUGCAAAACAUCGAGCCCAAGGAUUUCGACCAUGGCGUAUCGACGCACGUGUUUGCGGCGUUUGCGCCGGAGCUGAAGGAGAAGAACGGGGAGUUCCUAACAAAUUGCCGCGUCGCGGACCCGUGGGAAGAGGAAGUCUUCCCGUGGGCAAAGAGUAAGAUCGAUGCGGAAAUGCUAUGGGCUUUGAGCGAGAAACUCGUCGGGCAGGAGUUCAGAUAUUGA
This is a messenger RNA of Colletotrichum graminicola M1.001, 1002 nucleotides long. RefSeq names its product short chain dehydrogenase. The transcript has a single exon. The record is from RefSeq and is a predicted model, not a curated record. The coding region runs from base 1 to 1002 and encodes 333 amino acids. NCBI's taxonomy places the organism in Eukaryota, Fungi, Ascomycota, Sordariomycetes, Glomerellales, Glomerellaceae.